Messenger RNA from Venustampulla echinocandica, 1482 nucleotides. RefSeq lists its product as uncharacterized. Gene Ontology annotation, cellular component: membrane. The transcript is spliced from 4 exons. Lineage: Eukaryota; Fungi; Ascomycota; Leotiomycetes; Helotiales; Pleuroascaceae. The record is from RefSeq and is a predicted model, not a curated record. Bases 1 to 1482 code for a protein of 493 amino acids.
AUGCGUCCUCGACGUCCAGGUGACCACAAUUUAUCACAAGAUGGCUAUGGAGGAAACAAAGAGAAGGGGAGACGAAGGGAUGAUUCGGUUGGAUUUUGGAGUGACGAAUUAAACGCUACGAGAUCGCAUGUUUGUAAACAUUGGGCACUUGAUACUCUUGCUUUCUCCACAUUUAUCCUAGCGGUCAUUAGUCUAUACUGGGCAAUGCUCUUCCGAGCUGAGGACAAGCUCUCGUCGCUGGUCGUAUAUAUCGUCGAUUUCGAUAGCCUAGUUGCACCAUAUAUAAACAUCAACCCCAUCGUGGGCCCCAGCAUUGUCGCUACCGCCAAGUCUUUGAUCGCACCGACUGGCGCCCUAGGAUGGCGUUCGCUGCCUGCCUCACAGUUCAACUUCGAUCCCACGGCAAUCCGCCAGGCCGUAUACGAUGAUAAGGCAUGGGCGGCAGUCAUCAUCAAUGCAAAUGCAACUGCUAUACUCGAGGAUGCCGUAGCAAGCGGAAAUGUAAGCUAUGACCCUAUGGGAUCUGCUCAAAUUAUCUACGUCGGAGCUCGAGAUCGGAAUGUUGCCAGCAACUACCUCCAGCCUCAUCUACAAAACCUCCAGGCCACGGCUACUUCGACAUUCAGUCAGACGUGGACACGCCAGGUCCUUUCACGAGCAAGUUCCAAUUCCACAAUUCUCAACAACAUCCAGACUGCACCACAAACCAUGUGGCCAGCAAUAGGAUUCUCGACCUUCAAUCUCCGACCUUUCUCACCCAGGGUAGCCACGCCAGCAUUGUCCAUAGGCCUUCUUUAUCUAAUCAUCAUCUCCUUCAUGGCCCCUAAUUUCUACAUCCCAAAACAGAUGAGGUUCAUCGGCCCGGGCCAUCGACGGCUCUAUUUCUACCAGCUCGUCAUAUUUCGCUGGUUAUCGACCGUAGCAGGAUAUCUAUUCCUCUCCCUCUCCUACUCGCUCAUCUCGCUAGCCUUCCAAAUCCCCUUCAGCACCCCAUCAGCCCCAGAUACCGUGCCAUCAAAUUCCGCAACAGCAUACCAUUACGGGAGUUUUCCUGUAUACUGGAUGCUUAAUUUCGUCGGCAUGACGGCUUUCGGGCUGGCUUGUGAGAAUGUGGUUAUGGUUGUUGGACAGCCUUGGACGGAUCUUUGGCUUAUCUUCUGGCUGGUUACAAAUGCCGCGACUUCGUUCUAUUCCAUCACGCUUGCGCCGGGAUUCUUCCGCUGGGCUUAUGCAUGGCCGUUAUACAAUAUCGUCCAAGCUACUCGGACCAUCCUCUUCGAUUUGCACUCUAAAAUAGGACUCAACUUUGGGGUCCUUUUUGCUUGGGUUGCUGUUGAUACGGCGCUGUUCCCUUUCUGCUGCUAUGUCUUGCGGCGGAAGACUUUACGGAAGAGGAGGAAGGAUUCGGGACAGCGGAGUGAUAGGCGUGGGGAGAUGGACGAUGAAGUAGUGAGGGCGGUGUCAGAUAAUGAGAUUGACUAG